Molecule: messenger RNA, 1316 nt
Organism: Aureobasidium subglaciale EXF-2481
Lineage: Eukaryota; Fungi; Ascomycota; Dothideomycetes; Dothideales; Saccotheciaceae
Product: carbohydrate esterase family 16 protein
Exons: 3
Coding region: 237-1220 (327 amino acids)
Molecular function (GO): hydrolase activity, acting on ester bonds
Source: RefSeq, a predicted model, not a curated record
GUGAAGCUCCACACUCGAGCACGUAUAAGAUCAACGGCAGAAGAUGGAAUAUUUCUCCGGACCUCUUCAUUCCGUGUCUAAUGAGGAAAGUGUGCGGAUGAAGCAUUAUCUACAGGGAAUGUGUUCAGCCGACACGUCCAACCACUGCAGCUAGCAAGACUAUUUAAGACUCCCUGUCUUCUUUUGGCUCGCAUUUUCAUCUUAAUCUUGUUUACCCUACACGCAACAGAGCAAACAUGGUCAUAAACUCGGGUUUCCCCUUCCUUGCUGCAGCAUUAGGUCUGUUCAGCUUAGCCAACGCUUCACCGAACAGCCAUUCAAACAAAGGACAUUAUCCUGGCUGGGCCGGAAUCAAGCACAUUUUCGCUUUUGGUGACUCGUAUACGACCACAGGCUUCGACCCCUCUCUUACACAGCCCGGUCCUGGUAACCCACUCGGCAACCCAAUCUAUCCGGGUUACACCUCAUCCAAUGGACCGAACUAUAUCGACUACCUGACUACAGCAUACAACAAAUCAUUCAUCGAGACCGUCAAUCUAGCAUAUGGUGGAGCAACCGUCGAUGGUACUCUUGUAGCACCCUACAAGCCUAGCGUCUUGUCUGUCAAGCAGCAAGUCGAGUCCCAGUUUCUCCCAAUCUACGCCUCCCACUUCUCCCCCGUACCAUGGUCCUCGUUCGACACGCUCUUCACGAUCUUCAUCGGCAUCAACGACGUUGGCAACAGCUAUGCCUCUCAAAACGCGACCCUCUUGUCUACAAUCUUCACCGAGCUCUCCGGUCUAGUAGACCAACUCUACACCACCGGCGCCAGGAGCUUCCUCUUUAUGAACGUACCACCCGUCGACUUGUCACCACUCACCCAAGCAGCCGGUCCAUCAUCUCAAGCCAUCGAAGCCGCCGACAUAGCCGACUGGAACCACCGCAUCACCACUUUAUCGAAAUCUCUAUCCCAAAAAUACACCGAUACCACAAGUUUCCUCUUCGACACCCACAAGGUCUUUUCUCGCGUGAUCGAGCAUCCCUGCGCUUAUCCACAAACUUGUGCCUAUCAGAAUACCACGGCAUAUUGUCAAGCUUAUGAAAAUGGAACUCCUUCGCCUACGUCCUUUGAUCCUGGGUGUGGGAUUUCGGUGGACAAGUAUCUUUGGUUGAACACUUUGCAUCCGACUUUUAGAAUGCAUGAUGCUAUUGCUUCGCAGAUUGUCAAGUUGAUAAAGUGAGGAGGUGGAGAGUUGAGGUAGCGAUGGCAGGGAACAAUGAUGAUAAUGCAUCAAACAGUAGCCAUGAGUGAGAAGAGCGGUUACUGUAGGUCCGUG